AAUAAAAUGGACGAUUCACAGUUAGAUUUGGGAGCAUUAGAAGAUAUUGAUCCAAGUUUAGAAGGGGGAUUUAAAAUACAAUUUGAUCGAGAAAUUCACAUAGAAACAAGGUUGAAUUGAAUGAAUAAUAAUAAAAUUAGAGUUCAAGAUGCAAAUACAGGUCCAUAAGAGAUAGGUACAUUAGAAUUGGUUAGAGUGAAAAUCUUAGUUUAAGUUUGUUAUUUUUUAAUUAAAUCUAGGGUGAAUAGUAAACAUUUGAGAAUUUGAAAAUUGAGUUAACAAGUGAAACAGAUUUAUUUUUCAAUUAUAUAACAAUGUAUCAUUAAAUUUGAAUAUAGAAUAAAUAAGGAGACUUAUAAAAGAAUAAGAGAAGAAUAAAAACUAACAAUUGAAUAUCCUCAAUUUUUAUAAAUGUUGAUCAAAUUGUUAAAUUCAUGUCAUAAAGAACCUAAUCAGUAAAUAUUUAAAAUAAUUCAGCUUUUUUUGUGUUUUUUUCAUGCAAUAAGAUGGAGCAGCAAAAUUAGAUUUUAUUGAAAAUUUAGAAUACAAAUUUAUGGAAAUGUUAUCUUUAGAAUUCAGUUCUGCUCCUGAAGAGACAAUUAGAUAAAAUGUUUCAUUUAGAUAUAAUUUAAUGAAAGCAAAGUUACAAUUUGUAUCAAAUAGGUAUAUAUAUAUAUUUAUUUAUAUAGAUUAAAUGACAUAGCCUCCUUGAUAAAAUUGAAGAAUCCUUCAUUAUUAGUAUAAAUCAAUAAAGCAUCAGCAGGUGUCAGUUAAAAUUAAAGUACUUAGAAUGCAAGUAAAUACUUGGGAUAAUCAAAAAAAAACAAUACAUCAAAAUUUGUUUGAUUUAGCUAAUAUUCAUAUUAACAUCACAG
Paramecium sonneborni is the source of this 875-nucleotide messenger RNA. NCBI's taxonomy places the organism in Eukaryota, Ciliophora, Oligohymenophorea, Peniculida, Parameciidae. The record is from the annotation of a GenBank genome assembly.